Molecule: messenger RNA, 1515 nt
Organism: Desarmillaria tabescens
Lineage: Eukaryota; Fungi; Basidiomycota; Agaricomycetes; Agaricales; Physalacriaceae
Product: cytochrome P450
Exons: 13
Coding region: 1-1515 (504 amino acids)
Molecular function (GO): oxidoreductase activity, acting on paired donors, with incorporation or reduction of molecular oxygen; iron ion binding; monooxygenase activity
Source: RefSeq, a predicted model, not a curated record
AUGGUUUCGACUCUCCUGUCAGCCUGUCUUCUAAUCGGUGCCACCCUGGUAUUAUAUCGUCUAUCCCACCUUUUUAAUUGUCGACGCCUACCCCUUCCUCCUGGACCCAAAGGACUCCCGCUGAUAGGGAACCUCUGGGAUGUGCCCGUAGACUACCCAUGGCUAACUUAUGCUCGAUGGACUGCCACCUACGGCGAUGUCUUAUAUCUGGACACGCCCGGAAAUCCGACCGUUAUAAUCAACUCGGUUCAGGCAGCGACCGAUCUCUUCGAAAAACGUUCUGGGAAUUAUUCUGAUAGGCCGGAUUUCACCAUGCUAAAGCUAGCAGGAUGGGACUAUAACCUUGCUUUUAUGCGAUAUUCUGAUAGGUGGAGAACACACCGCCGAAUGUUUCAUCAAUACUUCCAGCCUCGUGCCGUUCCGGCAUACUACCCUGUGCAAAUGAAAGCCACAUUAGACUUGCUCCAACAGCUGCAUAGAUCCCCCGAUGCGUUUGUUCAGCACGUCCAUCACCUUGCCGGUUCAAUCGUUAUGAAAACUGUCUACGGAUAUGAUGUAGACCCAAGUGGUGAUCACUUCGUGGAAUUGGUGGAUCAGGCUCAGGAAAGCGUUCACGCCGCUGGGAUCAUCGGAGCCUUCCUCGUUGAUUACAUUCCCAGUUUACAAUACCUUCCGCGAUGGAUGCCUGAUGCAAAGUUCUUUAGCCUUGCGUCCGCAUGGAGAAAAGACGUUGAGGAUAUGACAGAAGAGCCGUUUAGAUAUACGAUGGAGUCAUUGGAAAAGGGCAACGCACCCCCUUCAUUCGUGGCGGAAAACUUAACAAAGAACGAAUCGUCAGAAAAUGCAAAGCACCUCGAAAUUGUAAGGAAUACGGCUGCGGUUGCUUAUUCUGCGGGAGCUGACACUACCGUGUCUGUCAUCCUUUCCGUGAUACUCGCUUUCCUUCUGUACCCGGAGGUACAAGCUAAAGCCCAAGCUGAGGUGGAUGCCGUCAUCGGUCAUGGCACCCGUCUACCGAAUUUCGAUGACCGUCCGCAGCUAUCCUAUAUUGAUGCCAUCGUGUUGGAAGCACUGAGAUGGAAACCUGUUGCACCGAUGGGUAUUGCUCAUCGUACCAAGGAAGGGGAUGUUUAUAGAGGAUAUUAUAUCCCUGCGGGCGCCACUGUUAUUGGCAAUGUUUGGGCCAUGCUUCACAAUGAAAAGGACUAUCCUGACCCUCUGGUGUACAAUCCCGACCGGUUCAUGCCCCAAGAUGGUAAAGAAGUCCAACCUGAGCCCACAGUCGUGUUUGGUUUUGGAAGACGUAUCUGUCCUGGCCGUUAUCUUGCAUUAAAUACUGUUUGGAUUGUUGUUGCAUCUAUGGCUUCAACGUUGUCGUUCUCCAAGGCGGUGGAUUCUGAAGGUCGGGUCAUUGAACCGAGUAAUACCUAUACGAGCGCUUUUGUGAGUUUUCCCUUACCUUUCAAAUGCAUGAUCAAGGCGCGUUCGGCUGCGGCGCAGGCGUUGUUAGAUUAG